Messenger RNA from Talaromyces rugulosus, 1611 nucleotides. RefSeq lists its product as uncharacterized. Lineage: Eukaryota; Fungi; Ascomycota; Eurotiomycetes; Eurotiales; Trichocomaceae. The record is from RefSeq and is a predicted model, not a curated record. Bases 1 to 1611 code for a protein of 536 amino acids. The transcript is spliced from 6 exons. Gene Ontology annotation, molecular function: monooxygenase activity; iron ion binding; oxidoreductase activity, acting on paired donors, with incorporation or reduction of molecular oxygen.
AUGGCAUUACUACUGUUGCAAACUGCCGCUGUUGCCCUAACGGGCUUUCUGCUAUAUGCACUCAUCUUUGUUGGCAGAAGGGGCCGCAACCUCCCUGACGGCCCUCCCACGCUCCCGAUUAUUGGGAACUUGCACCAACUCCCCAAACAAAAAAUGUAUUUUCAGUUCACCGAAUGGGCCAAGAAAUACGGAGGAAUGUUUACUCUGAAACUCGGGCCCUCAAAUGUCGUUGUUCUUACAGAUCGACGCAUUAUCAAGCAAGUCUUGGACAAAAGAAGCGCCAUUUCAAGCAAUCGUCCAGUGAACAUGGUGGCCCAGCAGCUCAUAACCGAGGGUGACCACAUGCUUUGGAUGGACAAUACGCCCGCCUGGCGUUUGCUUCGAAAGCUGAUUCACCAAGACCUGACCGAAAGCCUCUGUAAUCGCCAGCACGUCAAGCUGCAGCAGGCCGAGUCUGUGCAAUUACUGCAUGAUAUGUUGAUAGACACAGACAAUUGGGCAAAUCACCUCAAGAGGUUCAGUAACAGUAUAAUCAUGAGCAUAGUCUACGGUAUUCGAUCCCCAUCAAUUGAUGCACCGCACACGAAAAAGCUCCGUGAUGCCGCCGAACUGUGGGCAAGAAUCAAUGAAUUUGGCGCAACACCACCAGUUGAUAUUUUCCCAUUCCUCAAAUGGGUUCCGCAGCGCUUUCUCGGAAACUGGGUGGCUAGAGCAACCGAGGUUCACGACGCUUUGCACGACCUAUACGGAGGUCUCCUAAAGUCUGUUAGGAGAAGACGGCUGGCCAUAGGCUCUGUUGAUAGUAUCAUUGACCGAGUCUUGGAUCAACAGGAGAAAAACGGCCUGACUGACCACCAAGUCACCUUUCUUGCAGGGGUUACAAUUAAAGGUGGCUCGGAUACCACCGCUUCGGUGCUCAGCUCCUUCAUACAGGCGAUGACGGUCAACCCCGAGGUGCAGAAAAGAGCACAAGAUGAGAUUGAUGCUGUUGUUGACGAAGACCAUAUACCUAGUUGGGAUGAUUAUGAGAAGUUGCCGUAUACUGCCACCAUGGUUAAAGAAUCACAUCGGUGGAGACCGGUGGCGCCUCUUUCAGUGCCACAUGCCCUUUCGGAAGAUGAGAUUGUCGACGGUAAGCUGUUACCAAAAGGAACGGUUAUUUUCGUCAACGUCUGGGGCCUUCAUCACGACGAAUCGAAGUUCACCAACCCAGAUAGCUUUGAUCCCGAUCGCUAUAAAAACCACCCAUUCCUAGCUUCAGAAUAUGCCAAUACUCCUGAUUAUGAGAAUAGAGAUCACUACGGCUAUGGCAACGGCCGAAGAUUAUGCCCGGGAAUCCACCUAGCGGAUCGUAAUCUCUUUCAUGCUAUUUCAAAGAUGUUGUGGGCAUUCAAAAUCGAAAAGGGCAGUGAUCCAAAAACUGGACAGGCAGUUGACUCUGAUACCAGUAUGGCCACUGGGUAUAGAGAGGGACUUACGGCUUGUCCGUACGAGUUUCCCAUAAAACUAACGGUGAGGUCGCAAAAACGACGCGAGACAAUUAUGAGAGAGUUUGCAAACGCGCAAGAGAAUAUUUUCCCACAGUUUGACAAGUCAGACUUUUUCAAAUGA